Gastrolobium bilobum is the source of this 1647-nucleotide messenger RNA. Its product is annotated as protein DETOXIFICATION 49-like. The coding region runs from base 1 to 1647 and encodes 548 amino acids. Gene Ontology annotation, biological process: xenobiotic detoxification by transmembrane export across the plasma membrane. The record is from RefSeq and is a predicted model, not a curated record. The transcript has a single exon. NCBI's taxonomy places the organism in Eukaryota, Viridiplantae, Streptophyta, Magnoliopsida, Fabales, Fabaceae. Gene Ontology annotation, molecular function: antiporter activity; xenobiotic transmembrane transporter activity. Gene Ontology annotation, cellular component: membrane.
AUGUGUCAGCUAUCUUCGCACGUCAACUGCAAAUGCAAUUCAAAUCCCGAGUACCUAGUUUCAAUUGAAGACCACGAGCAACCCAACAUGAUCACCAAUCCAUUGAUCCAGAAAAGCACUGGCAUAGCAUCCCAGCAAGAAAAUGAUCCAACAAUGCAAACCCAGAAAACCCAUCUCAGGGAUGCCUUCAAAGAAGUAAUUUCCAUAUCCAAAAUAGCUCUUCCCAUGAUCCUCACUGGUCUUUUGCUAUAUUGUCGUUCGAUGAUCUCCAUGCUCUUCCUUGGUCACCUUGGGGAACUUGCCUUAGCCGGUGGUUCACUCGCAGUUGGUUUUGCUAACAUUACUGGUUACUCAAUCCUCUCUGGUCUUGCUGUGGGAAUGGAACCAAUUUGUGGCCAAGCCUUUGGUGCCAAAAAAUUCACCUUGUUGGGUCUCUACUUGCAAAGAACAAUUCUUUUACUUCUCUUCACCUCUGUUCCCAUAUCUAUGCUUUGGCUUUACAUGAAGCAUAUCCUUCUCUUGUGUGGCCAAGACGAAGCUAUAGCCACACAAGCCCAAUCAUAUCUUCUCUAUUCCAUUCCUGACCUCUUAGCACAAUCCAUUUUACACCCAUUACGAAUUUACCUUCGAAGUCAAUCCAUUACUCUGCCUCUGACCCUUUGUGCCACUUUGGCAAUUGUUCUUCACAUUCCCAUCAAUUACUUUCUUGUUUCUCACCUUAAUCUUGGUAUCAAAGGCGUGGCUCUCAGUGGGGUGUGGACUAACUUCAACCUUGUAGCUUCUUUGAUUCUGUAUAUAGUCUUCUCUGGGACCCAUAAGAAAACAUGGGGAGGUUUCUCUCUUGAGUGCUUUACACAAUGGAAAUCACUCCUCAACUUGGCCAUUCCAAGCUGCAUUUCCGUGUGCCUUGAAUGGUGGUGGUAUGAGAUCAUAAUUUUGCUAUGUGGGUUGCUGAUAAAUCCAAGAGCAACCGUAGCUUCCAUGGGCAUUUUGAUUCAAACCACUUCUCUGCUCUACAUUUUCCCAUCAUCAAUGAGCUUCAGUGUGUCCACUAGAGUGGGUAACAAACUAGGUGCCCAAAAGCCCUCAAAAGCAAGGCUCUCUGCUAUUGUGGGCCUAUCUUGCAGCUUCAUGUUAGGUGUCUUAGCUUUUGUUUUUGCUGUAAUGGUUAGGAACACUUGGGCCAGCAUGUUCACACUGGACAAAGAAAUAAUAAGCCUGACAUCUAUGGUGUUACCGAUAAUAGGGCUUUGUGAGCUUGGAAACUGUCCACAAACAACGGGGUGUGGGGUGCUAAGAGGCACAGCAAGACCAAAAAUUGGUGCAAACAUCAAUCUUGGAUGUUUCUACCUUGUGGGAAUGCCUGUGGCAAUUUGGCUAGCUUUCUUUGCUGGUUUUGAUUUUCAAGGCCUAUGGCUUGGCUUACUCGCCGCUCAGGGUUCAUGUGCAGUGACCAUGUUGGUGGUUCUGAGUCAAACUGAUUGGGCUGUUGAGGCUCAAAGAGCCAAGACACUAACCGGAACAGUAGCUGAAAGUGUUGUUGGGGACAGCAAAGAUGUUGAUGCAGAGAAGCUUCGUAAAGCUGAAAUUAAGGAAGAUUCUCUACCGUUAGCUGAUACAGAUGAAGAUAAACAAUCAUUAGUUUAA